Chilo suppressalis (striped riceborer) is the source of this 5123-nucleotide messenger RNA. NCBI's taxonomy places the organism in Eukaryota, Metazoa, Arthropoda, Insecta, Lepidoptera, Crambidae. The record is from the annotation of a GenBank genome assembly.
UAUAGUACCUUAUAGCUUAAACAAUAAGAAGAAAAAAGAAUAGAUAAUGUGUAUCAUAUCGCCUAUAUAUUGCCGCUCAGAUUAAAAGCUGUGCAAAAAAUUUGUUAUCCUAUCAACUAAACUGGAAUUGAACCAGUAUAUUGAUUCAACGACAUUUUACAGGGUUAUGAAAACUUAAAGAGGUUCCGUCAUUACAUAAUAGGCACUCAAAUCGCGAGAAAAAAUCAAAUGACAGAAACAAAUGAAACGAAUCAUAUGGUUUUCAAUUUGGCAACUCGCACAUAGCUCAACGCACAACGAAGGAAGUGAAUAUGAAAAAACUCCCAAUCUAGUUUAACAAAUUGUUAGAGGAUAAGAUAGAUAGAUAGAUAGUGCCCCAAAUCAUCCAAAACUAGUGAAAAAAUCAUAAUAAUAACGCUAUUAGUAAGAAUAAAAUAAUAAUAACGGUCGGAGAUUUUUGGCAGGCGACCGAAGUUCAGUGAUCUACCUUUUUUACUAUGUUCUGAAAGCUACUAUACAACCUUAAAAGGGAUAAAGAAAUUAUUCUAAGAGACCCCAACCCAAAUGCAAGAAUAUGGUGGCGGCGGUUCGAGCAAGACGAACGAGUACCGCGACGGCGAGGGCAGGGAGGCGAGGAGUCACCAGGAGGGCUACCAGCAGCCAGGACAGUACUCCGCCCAACCCAAGAGCUAUGGAUGUUCCAGUAAGGAGAUGUCUGAUCAAAACAUGGCAACAUACUGCAGAGUUGCCACUGGUAUAUAUGAAGCAACUACAUCUAGCCAACAGUACCAGAAUCCAAGAUAUGACAAUCAAUCUGCUCCUCCUACCUUUAGUUCUCCACCGAACUCUCCUCUGAUCGGCUUGGUCUUCGAUCCAUCAUCGCCUAAUUAUGGAGGUCCAAUUGCCUCUGGAGAACGAAACUUGAACAGCGACCGGCGAUCACAAAGUUCUUGGUCUAUCUCCAAUCAAGAACCUAUUGGUACAGGAGCAAAAAAGAAAAUUGUUAAAAGUCAUGACAAACGUAAUAGCCAUAGUUCUGACUCCCGUUACCAUGAUAAGUACAAGGACGCAGGUGUGGAAACUGAUCGCCAGAGGAAGGAUAGAAAUUUAACUGCAGAAUCUACAUCUAGUCUUGAUUUCUUCGCUGAAGGAGAAAGAAUGGUUUCAGAACUUUGCAAUAUACCUGAUACAACUUCAAGGGGUGAUAUUGCUCAGAAGCCAAAUUAUAAACAAAACAAUCAAGAAGAUGACAAAAAUAAAGCUUCAAGCCCUUCAGAGGCUCUGUUGUCUAUUUUGGAUAAAAUAGUAAUUCAUGAUCAAAUUCCUAAUCAAAUAGUCCAACUAGCCAUUGAAGCCUGUACCGAUGCUGAAAAUAUAGCUAUAGCACAUCACAACAGGCCGUGCUUUAAAAAUAUACAUUCUAUAUGUGCUAAAACUAGAUCCAAUGUACAGAAACCAGAUAGCGCUGUUGCUAAUUUACAUUCUCAAGGGAUCCCAUGGGUUAUCAAAAAUUUUAUAUUCUCUUUUGUCAGAAUAUUGGACGGAUGGAAAGGGGUAAAGGAACUGCUGAGCGAAAAACAUGACACAUUUUCUAGAAUAGAAAAUAAAUAUUACAGCCCCAAUAUAAGGGAAUGUUUUGUACAAUGGCAAGCUGUUACAAAAGAAAUGCUUACGCAUAUCUAUAAGACUUUUAAAUGUCUCGACCAUGGAUUUACAAUGGAACAAAAGAGUUUUACUCAUAGUUAUUAUGUCACUAACACCUCAGCCCCACGGCACCAAAAUCAAAAUAAAUUUCAAGGUAUGAAAUCCCAUACUAAUACUCAAAGACCCGUGAAUGCUUCUCCAACACCUUUUAAUGCAGUUCAGCCUCCGUGGGUACAAAAUCAAAAUCAAGCAUCUUCUCAAAACUUCAAUGACGGGCCAUGGCCACCUAGAUCAAGUAUGAGUUAUAAGAAAUUUCCUGUAGUGCCACCACCCAACUCUCAAAAUUUUUAUCCAUUGAAUGACCAAAAUGACAUGGAUAAUUUCCAAAAGGCACAAUAUAAAUGCGAUCCCUGCAUUGUUAGAGAGACCAAACCCCGUCAAUCCUGGACUAUUACAAAUGUUCCUGACUUUCGAGCCCUUGAGAGCUUAUGUCAUUCUGAACAAAGGGAACUUUACAGUCAAUUAAAGCACAAAAUGGAUGCAGAAUUAGGAAAAGCACCUGGCCAACCCAUUACAGGAAAUUUGUCUAGUGACUUAUUGCAGAGAAGAGAAAUGGAGCUGAAAGCAAAAAUGAUACCUUUGAGUCACGUUGAGAAGAGAUUAAUACCAAAUAUUGCCGCAAAUGCUGAAAUGAGAGGAUGCUAUAUGCAAAAAAACAAUAGCUGUGGCGAUACUAAAGAAGAAACAGAUUUUUUUGCGGCGUGGGGUCAGAUGGUCCAAAAAGAACCUAAUGAUUAUAUAACUCAUCACUCUCACAAUAUUCCAUUACAAUCGAAUAUUGUGACGAUUCCAAAUAAUAUCUCUGGCCCCGUACAAUUUCUUGAUCCUGAAAAUGAUGAGUUUCACGAAAUUUCUAAAGUUUAUAUGAAGCCCGGAAGUUACAAAGUGCCAAUUAAGCCAGCCGACCCGAUAGCUGUUUUUGUUCAAGGUACCUCACAAGAUGUGAUAUUUGAAAAUCCUGUUUUAGAUGAAAUUGCACCUGUGAAAAUUAAAGUCCCAUUUCCUCCGGUGACUUUGGCACCACAACCUAAGUAUAAUAUUGAAUCUUGGCCAUGUCUAAUGUCUCGACCCGUGGAAGAUGUUUUUGGCGGAGAAACAAAAUUAAUGCCACGACAUGGCUUACCUUGUAUAGAUAUGAGAGUGACUGAUUCUUUAGAUAUCUUAAGUUCUAUGACAUCAGAUCGAGCUUGGGAAGCUGCUAAACAAUCUGCCCCUAAACUAAUGGAUUUUAUUCAUGAAGGAUCUAAUAAGUCAGAUGCUGCAAGAUUAUAUGAUGCCUUAGGAUUAACUAACAAUGAAGAAUAUUCCGAUGGCCUAAAACAAGUGCACCUGAAGAUAGGUCACAGUGAUGCUUGGGCUACUGGAAUACCAUCAAACCAAUUACUCACAACAAAAGAUAUGUCAAAUUUAUGGCCUACACAAUCGUUAAAUAACAAUGAUUACACCCUUGCUAAAGGACAAGAGCAAAGAAUGUUUACAGAAGACAUUAUAAAAUUGCUAGAUUCUGAUUCAAAGCCUACAAUAACAGAUGAUAAUGUAGAAUUGCAUGAAAAUAAAACUGAGGCUUCUAAAGAAACACGAUGCGCAAAUUUUGACCAAACUGGUAAUUACGUGAGAGAUGAAAAUCACAAAAAAUCAAGUGGACGUACAAAAGUUGCUGCUUCAGGGAUGUGGUAUCAUCCUAAAAAGAAAAAACCGUUACAAACUAACAUAGUCAAGAAAUUCGAAUCCAUAAUAGCCCAUCUAUCGCAGAUUAACGAAGCUGCAUUCAUUCAACACGAUAUGGAUAUAAAAAUGGCACCGAGAUUUUACGAAGUUGUAAAGUACCCAAUGUGUUUGCACGAUAUAUCUACAAAGCUUAAGAAUUCAUCUUACACAGAAUAUGAGCAAGUGGUGCAGGAUUUCCGGCGUAUUUUCAAUAAUGUGCGUCUGUACUUAAAGAACUAUCCUGAUACAACCAUGAAGAAAAAUGUUAACAAAAUAUCUGCUGAUUUUGAAAAGAUUUUAAGUGAUGAAUUUCAAAAUAAGUGGGAAAAUAAGACUAAAACAUUGGAGAGUGCUGAUUCUCAUGUCGAUACUAGCAAAGGAGCGGAUGUCAACAGUUCGGAGAAAAAGAAUGAAGUGAAAAAUAAGGAAAAUGACUCAAAAAUCUGUGCCACUAAAUGAUAAGAAGUGAAUUAGUUUAAUAGCAAGCCCUAGUAUACAUUUGGCGGAACAAACAUUUUGGAAAAUAAGUUCUAAACGUAUCUUUGAAUUAAAAAUCUUGAUACGUAAGUAUCUAAUGGCAUAUUUUGUAUUAUUGUUUUUUAUUUGUAGCGUUUUAUUUAUACAUUAAUUUAAUUAUUUCCAUAACAUCGCAGUUUGCUCAAGUACUGACUAUGGAAAAUGAGUAAUAAUAUAACAUCUAGUCACACGUGUCCCCUUUUUUUAACAAAUGUCAGUGAUGUUACCAGAACUAUAACUUAAGAUUUAUCAAUUUAUUAUUUAAGCGCUUGCCAAUUUUUCGACUAGACAUUUUUUAGCUUCCGUGUGGGGCCAAAGCUUCGUUGUUCUCUUGUCUAAUUCUUGUCUUCUACUAGCUAGUUUGUAAUUUGAUUCACAUAGGUAAUUUGCUUUCUUAGUACUUCUUGCAUUAAUUUACUUCUUUCUUAUGCUUCUAAAGUCUUAAAACAAAUUUAUGUUUUGUUACAAUGAUUGAUUUUAUCCCAAUAUAAAUAGUAUACAUUCUGUUACAAACGCAAUUCUAGGUAAUAAUUUUGUAUGUCUCUAUCUGUGAUCUGUGAUGUAUGUUUAGGUAAAAGUUGAUUGAUAAUUGGAAUCAUUUAUCACACUUAAUUACUAGGUUUACGAUUCGAAUGAAACAUGUAUAUAGAGCGAGAAGAAUAGAAGAUAGAUGUACACGCAAAUUUUUAAAUACGAAAGUCCACAUUUCUAUAAAAUAAUAGUUACGUAGAUUUUUUAAUACAAUUAAUUGAAAUGCCGCGCAUCGCGGGAAGUUUAACAAAUUUCCUUAUUUAAUUAAAUGACAUUUGAUUUUAGAUUAAUAUUUGUUUAAUUUUGAUUUAAACCCGCCGUUAGACUUCUUUCGACACGCGGCGAGCCAUCUUUACAUAACUGCUGUAAUUUUAUUGUUCUGAUUGUUACUGUUUGUUCAAAGUUGGUUCGUAUAUAAAUAUUUUUUUAAUUAAUUUUUGAGUCCGUUUUACCUGCCAUAGAAUAAGUGAAUUGCCCACGACGACCCGUCACGAGAUUCUGUCCAAGUCUAGAUAAUGCGAGAUAUUGCAAAUUCCAAAUUUUAAAUUUGACGGCGUGCAAGUUAAUUUUAAGUAUUCAUUAAGUUGUGAUUGUAUUAUUUAACUUAUUUACCUAAAAUUAUGGCAAAGUCACCCCCUAUGAUAAUAAAAGGAGUUAUUUCUUAA